UCUCUCUUCUCUCUCUCUCCCAUUCCCAUUUCCCAUCUCCUUCUCCCCGCCGGAAUACUCCGCCGCCGACGAUGCCGCCGCCGCCGCGCCGCGGCGGCGCGGCCCUCCUCCGCUGCCUCCCCUCCUCUCCCUUCCUCCUCCCUCUCUCUCCUGCCACAUCGCCAUUAUCACCCUACACCUUCUCCUCCGCUCCUCAACGAUCCCACCUUCCCCAUCGCACAACCCUCUCCUCCCCUCCUCUCCAAACCCCACCUCCCAAUUCCCCGACCCAACCAUUUCCAAUCCCCAUUCCCCUCCUCUUCCGCCUCCACAAGAUGUGUCGCCUCAUCUCCGACGCCUACGAGGACGGCGACCGAGCGCCUUCGAUCCCUCCAAACCAAUGUGACCCCCGAAGAAGCGGUUUCCGUCGCCUCUCUCCUCGUCUGAGAACGAAGGUCAGCGAUGGCCAUGAGCUUCUUCCACUGGGCGAAUUCUCCCCCCAGUUUAGGUAUUUGAUGAGGUUCUACAUCACCACCGCGAUUUGUUUGACCAACAGGGGCAAUUUGGAGAAGGCCCAGGAGGUGAUGAGGUGCAUGGCGAAGAGCUUCUCGGAGAUCGGGAGGUUGCAGGAGGCCGUAGAGAUGGUUUUCGAGAUGAGGAGCAAUGGCUUACCAUUUAGUGUCCACACCAUGAAUUGCGUUCUUAGGGUUGCUGUUGAAUUGGAUGAUGUAGGGUAUGCUCGGAAGCUGUUCGACGAAAUGUCUCUUAAUGGAGUCUAUCCCGAUUCGUGUGGUUUUAAGACUAUGAUCUCCGGUUAUUGUAGAGGAGGCCGCACGGAUGAGAUUGAGAAGUUGUUUAAGGCGAUGGAAGAGAGAGGCUUUUGCAUCGACAAUUCGACGUGCACUUUGAUGCUGAAUGUGUUUGCCAAGAAGGGUUUGUUUAAUAAAGCGGUCAGUGUUUUUAGGAAGAUGUGUGAUAUGGGUUUGUCACCGAAUGUGAUUAAUUACACCGCUCUUAUCGAUGGAUUGUGCAAGAAGGGCAGUGUGAAGCAAGCGUUCCAGGUGCUCGAGGAAAUGGUCGAACGAGGGAUAAAGCCGAAUGUUUAUACGCAUACCACAUUGAUCGGUGGAUUAUGUAAGAUCGGAUGGACGGAAAGGGCUUUUAGGCUUUUUCUGAAGCUCGUGAGAAGCGAUUCUUAUAAGCCGAACGUUAAUACCUACACUGCUAUGAUCGGAGGGUAUUGUAGGGAGGGUAAGGUUUCUCGAGCUGAGAUGUUGCUGGCGAGGAUGCGUGAACAAGGGUUGGUCCCGAAUACGCACACUUACACUACUCUUAUUGACGGGCAUUGUAAAGAGGGAAAUUUGGACCGGGCGUUUGCGUUGCUCGAAAUUAUGAAAAGAGAAGGCUUUCUCCCUAAUGUUUGUACAUAUAAUGUACUGAUUAAUGGGUUGUGCAAGAAAGGAAGGGUUGAUAAAGCUUACAGGUUGCUUCAAAUGUGCUCAAUAGAAGGUUUGCGACUUGAUAAAUUUACUUAUACUACACUCAUUAGUGAGCAUUGUAAAAAGGGUCAAAUGUCACAUGCCCUGCAAUUAUUUGAUCAAAUGUCGCAAUCCGGUUGCGACCCUGACGUCAAGACGUAUACCACUCUAAUUACUGCAUAUAGUAGGCAGAAGAAAAUGGAGGAGUGUGAGAAAUUAUUGGAGAAGUGUCUUAAAAUGGAGUUAGCACUGACAAAACAAACAUAUACGUCAAUGAUAGGGGGAUACUGUAAAAUUGGGAGAUCGAGUUCGGCUUUGAGGGUCUUCGAGAAGAUGAUGAAAGAUGGAUGUGUUGCUGAUGCUGUAACAUACGGUGCUCUUAUAAGUGGGCUUUGCAAAGAGUCAAGACUUGAGGAGGCACGAGCUUUCUACGAGGGCAUGCUAGAUAAGGGUUUAGUUCCAUGUGAAGUGACUCGAAUUACACUAGCGUUCGAGUAUUGCAAGAGAGAGAAGGCGAGCGCUGCUAUGUCUAUGUUGCAGAAGCUAGAGAAGAAGCAAAAAGCUCGCACCAGUAAUAUACUUGUUAGAAAGUUAAGUUGCGAAGGAAAAGUCGAGAUAGCAUACUUGUUCAUUAAUAAAUUGUUGAGUGAAGAUUGUGUUGUUGACCGCGUAACUUAUAUUGCAUUUGUCAAUGGAUGCUAUGAGAACAAUAGAUAUUCCCUUGCUUCCGAACUAUCGGAGAAGAUUUCAAAAGGAGCUAAUUUUGAUACAAAGGAAAAUACACCCAUUACUUGAUGUGAUUGGAUUGUUAUUGCUACAAUAAGCAAGACCUCAUAAGAGCUUCGUUUUCGAGAUAAUGGUUUCAAGGUGGCUUUGAUACUUCUGCUACAUGCAUCUCUUAUCUGUCGUAACAACCAGAGCGGAUCGUUGUACUCUACUACUACACAUGAAGGUUGCUUAUGGAUCUGAAGCAUGUAGACAGUUUUUCUUUCAUGAGGGUUCUCUUUACACCGCCCUAGUCGAAGCCAUCUGCUCUCAUGCCCUAUAACUUCGAACUAGCCCUGGAUCUUCUUGCGAGUCAUUCCCAGUAUGUCAAAUGUCCAGAAGCUCUUCCUGGCCUUCGAAGUGUUAGUCUAGCAGACUCGGUGCUCCUCCACGAGUUCCAUUUUCGGCCGCAAAGCCGGGCACCAGGCUUCUUGAGGCACGUCCUGUUUCCUAUUUGACAGCAGCAGCUAUGAAAUAGAAUUUGGGCACCCAAUUAUGAAGGCGCACCCGAUUCUAUCCCGAAUGUUUCUGCCUGAGGUAAAGCAGGCGCCCGGUUUCACAAUGGACGCAGGGCGCCCAGUUCGGAGAGCCCGCCUGUUCUGGAGACCUAGUUACUGCCAGAGGAAAAAUGAGUGCACGGUUUGAAACCGAGUAUUUGGUUGUCAUAAAGCGAACCAGCGAAAAGCAGGCGGCUGGUUUAGACGGCUCUGCCGAUGGUUUCUGACACAAGCCGUAAUCUUCAACGGCUAUAAAACGAAUGAUUAGACAGUUUCUCUCUCAAUUCUGGGCGCAUUCGGAAUACCGAGCACCCGGUUUCUGGUGUUGCGUCUGGUUCUGAUGAAAACAGUACAGUAGUUAUAUUUUCUGUUAUGCUAUGUACCUAUGGAUUUGUCCCUUAGAAUUCACCUUUUUGGAGCUUGAAAA
Messenger RNA from Ananas comosus (pineapple), 3146 nucleotides. RefSeq names its product pentatricopeptide repeat-containing protein At4g19890. The record is from RefSeq and is a predicted model, not a curated record. Gene Ontology annotation, molecular function: protein binding. Bases 72 to 2252 code for a protein of 726 amino acids. Lineage: Eukaryota; Viridiplantae; Streptophyta; Magnoliopsida; Poales; Bromeliaceae. The transcript is spliced from 4 exons.